Molecule: messenger RNA, 1734 nt
Organism: Oncorhynchus tshawytscha (Chinook salmon)
Lineage: Eukaryota; Metazoa; Chordata; Actinopteri; Salmoniformes; Salmonidae
Gene: tmem120aa
Product: transmembrane protein 120Aa
Exons: 12
Coding region: 346-1374 (342 amino acids)
Biological process (GO): fat cell differentiation
Cellular component (GO): membrane
Source: RefSeq, a predicted model, not a curated record
AGUUUUACUCAAGUCGUAUUUUACUGGGUGAAUUUCACUUUUACUUGAGUCCUUUUAUAUUAAUGUGUCUUACUUUUACUUAAAUUUGACAAUUGGGUACUUUUUCCGCCACUGAGGACACCAUGAAUUUGCGCAGAAAAUACGGUAAUAACGGUCACCCAAUCAGCUGUUCUAUUGUUCGAAAGCGUUCAUUGGCUCACGCGUGGGCGUUGAAAACUUCAAGAAAUGAAUCGGGACACCUCAUUGGAUAAACAGUUGGAUGAGGUGUCCUCGAAGUGAUAGGUCUUACAACUGUUGCACAGCUGACAUUUCUUGUGUUCUUGCCUUUGCCCACAUAGGAAUAAAAUGUUAUUCAACCAAACUAGUUUGGUUGAUUGCUUACAGGAGUGGGAGGGUCUGGAAAAGGACUUUCAACGGGUCCAGGAGACUCACCGUCUGUAUAAACAGAAGCUUGAGGAGGUCUCCAAGCUACAAGACAGCUGUUCCAAUGCCAUAGCACGACAGAGGAAGAAAUUAAAAGAGCUCACAGUGUCGCUGGAAGAAUGCAAAGAAACACCGAGUCCAGAGGAAAUUAAUGCAAUAAAUGGGAUCCAGGAAUCUAUCAAGGACAGACCAAAUGUUUUCUUUGAAAUGGAGUCUUUCCUGCCAAAGAAGAAUGGGUUAUACCUCAGUCUCGUUCUUGGGAACGUGAAUGUAACAUUGCUCAACAAACACUCGAAAUUUGCCUACAAAGAUGAAUAUGAGAAAUUCAAAUUGGUCCUCACCGUCCUACUCCUCGUCUUCUCAUUCACAUGUCGCUUUGUAUUUAGUUACAGAGCCUUAGACGCUCUCUUCAACUUCCUGCUGGUGUGGUACUACUGCACACUGACCAUUCGGGAGAGUAUCCUCAUUAGCAAUGGCUCCAGGAUCAAGGGUUGGUGGGUGUUUCAUCACUAUGUGUUCUGCUUCCUGUCUGGAGUGAUGCUGACUUGGCCGGAAGGCAUACUCUACCAGAUGUUCAGGAAUCAGUUUCUCACCUACUGCUUGUACCAAAGUUUUGUCCAGUUUCUCCAGUACUACUACCAGAGUGGCUGUCUGUACAGACUUCGAGCCCUGGGAGAGAGUCACAACAUGGACUUGACAGUUGAGGGUUUCCAGUCGUGGAUGUGGCGAGGCCUGACCUUCCUUCUGCCCUUCCUGUUCUUUGGUCAUUUCUGGCAGCUUUACAAUGGCCUAACACUGUUCAGGAUGGCCCAGCUCCCAGAGUGUAAAGAGUGGCAAGUCUUCAUGUGUGGCUGCUCCUACCUUGUGUUGUUCAUGGGGAACUUCUCCACCACACUUGGAGUAGUCUACCAUAAGUACAUCCACAACCAAGACAAGUCCAAGAGCCUAUAAGACUUGAAGAGAAAGAUUUAUUCAAAAGAAUAUGUGCAAAAGGUGUUUUAUACUAAUAUGCUUUUUAUGUCUAUUUUAUGUGUUUGUCUUGUAAAAGUUUACUUUUUUCUGUUGUACCAUUUUAUCUAAUGUGUUUAGUUUUGAGUAGAAAUGUUGAACCACAUUGUUCUUUGUUUUUCUGAGAAAUGCAGCUAGUCACUUUCAGCAUCGUAUGAUUUAAUUGUGUAUGAGAUUACCUGAAUAGGUUGGAGAUAUUAUAGUGGAAGAGAAUUACAUGCCUUGCACUGACUGUCACUAAACUGUCUACAUGUUCAGCUGUGUCAAAAGAGAGCUCACUGCAAUAAUAAGCCACUGACCGAG